GUCGCAGCUGUGAGCUGUUAUCCAGCGUUUCUCAGGAGGGAAGAGUUGGGGAGGCUCUGGCAGCUUGGGGAACGUUUAAACUUUAAAUUCACCGGUUUGCAGGAACGCACAAAGUGGAAUAGCAGAUUGAAACUCAAGUGAAUGGGAAGUGAGCACCUUCUUUACUGUAAGGUUGCUAAGAUUUACUGAAACUCUUUGAAGAUGGCAUCAGAAGAGGAGUUUGAUGAUGAGUUUGAGGAGGAGUAUGAAGAGUACUAUGAGGAGGGUCCAACAAUCACCACCAGGACCACCACCACUACUAAAGUGUCUCAUGGUGUAGAGCCUGGGCCUGGUGAUCUUCCUAGACGCAAAGUUAGGAAGAGGGCAAAGGUGGACACCUCCAAAUUCAUGACACCUUACCUGGCACACAGUCAGAAGAUGCUUGACCAGUACAGCCACAAUAAAUACAGGGAGGAAUAUGAAAAAUCAAAGGGGCAACCCUAUGUCAUUUCGGCUGACACACCUGAGAUGAUUCGCAUCAAGAAGGCCCAGGAACAGCUUAGUGAGAUUAAAUACCGUAUGGAGGGGCUGAAGGGAACCAGUCUCUACGAUGGUCAAGCUCGUGAGAUUGUCCAUGCGAAGAAUGUCUCUGAGCUUCUCAGCAAAGCUCUGUACAGGCAGAAAUGGGAUGAGACCAAGGAAAGGUACUUGCUGCCUCCUGAUGCCCCUGAAAUGGUUCUUGCUGUAAAGAAUGCAGCAAAUUAUAGCAAGAAACUGUACACGGAGGCAUGGGAUGAGGAAAAGACCAUGUACUAUCCAUAUAGUGACAGCCCAGAACUGCGCAGGGUGGCCAAAGCCCAAGAAGUCCUCAGUGAUAUUGUCUACAAGAAGGGUCAUGAUGAGCGAAAGCGCAAGUACACUUGUCUGGCUAAUCCUCCAGAGAUGGAACAGGCGAAGAAAAACUUUGAAAAUCGUAGUGAUCUUAAAUAUCAUGAGGAUUACAACAAAAAUGUUAAGGGCCAGUGGUGUGAAACUCCUUACUUCGAUAUCGCUGUCGGAAAAAUGGCCAUGGACAACAUCAGUGAAAAAAAAUAUACCGCAGCUUUUGAAGACAUGAAAGACCAAAUUUACUUCAUGCAAACAGAGACGCCAACAUACGAUUCAAAUAAAAAGGCUCAACAUGCUGCAAGUUCGGUGAAAUAUAGAAAGGACUAUGAGAAAACAAAAGAUCAAUCCGAUUACAACGUUCUCCCUGCUACAGAGAACCCCCUUCUCAGACAGCUGAGAUACGCCGGCACCAUUUUGAGUGAUAAAGUGUACAAGGACAGCUAUGAGAAAUCAAAGGGAUUCAGCAUCAAUUACUGCGAUACUCCCAAAUUCAAGAUGGACAGUGUAUUGAAGAAGUUUACUGACGCACAUUAUAAAGACACGUAUGAAAAGGCCGUGAAAGGUCAUUACAUCGGUAGCUAUGAAGAUAUAUAUAUGCUUCACUGCCAGAAGGUGGAGGAAAUGAAGAAUGACAAAAAUUACAAAGCUGAUUAUGAGGAUAUGAAGUCAAGGUGUUUCUUCCCCCAAACUGUUACGCCUGAAUAUGAGGCCAGUAAGAAGCUUCAAGAAUGUAAUGAAAAAGCAUAUCGCCAACAUCCAGACAAGGUUAAGUUUACACAGGUGACAGACUCACCUGUCAUGGUUCAAGCUGCCAUCAACGCCAAACAGCUGAGCGAUCUCAACUACAAGGAACAAUAUGAGAAAGAGAAGUUUAAGUGUUACCUCCCUCCUGACUAUCCUUUCUUCAUUCAGUCCAGAGUUAACGCAUAUAAUUUAAGUGACACUUGUUACAAGUAUGAAUGGGACAAGACAAAAUCAAAGAAAUUUGAGGUGAAAGGAGAUGCGAUUCCAAUCCUCGCAGCUCGCGCCCACACCAACAUCGCUAGUGAUGUUAAAUACAAGAAGGAAUACGAGAAGAACAGAGGGCAGAUGAUUGGGGCACUCAGCAUUCAGGAUGACCCCAAAAUCUUGCACUCAGUACAUGUUGCUAAGAUGCAAAGCGAGCGUGAAUAUAAGAAAGACUAUGAAAAGACAAAGACCAAGUAUCAUACGCCACUGGACAUGAUGCUUGUGACUCUUGCUAAGAAAUCUCAGGCUAUUGCCAGCAUGACUGGCUACAAGAAGAUCUCAAACCGUUAUCUCAUGCCUUAUGACAGCAUACCGUUGGACACGGCAAAGAAGGCAAAUGCCAUCCAGAGUGAUAAUGAGUACAAGUCAGAAUACAACAACUAUGUCAAAGGAACGCCGUGGGUGCCUUAUGGCUCCUUGGAUGUUGAGAAGUGCAAGAAAGCAGGAGAUAUCUUAAGCGAGAAAAAGUACAGGCAGCAUCCGGACACUGUACCUUUUACCUCUAUAGAUGACCAUCCCAUCCAGAUGCAGGCUAAGCUCAACCAAAUGAUCAGAAGUGAUCUGCACUAUAAGAAAGGCCUAGAGGACAUCCAUCAGAAAUAUUCCCUGCCACCUGAUGUCCCAGAGUUGCUUCAGGCCAGAUGUAAUGCGUACAACAUAAGCAAUAAUAACUAUAAGGUUGAAUGGCUGAAGACUAUUGCAAAGGGCUACGAUCUGAAGCCUGAUGCCAUCUCUGUAAUUGCAGCGAAGGCAGCAAGACAUGCUGCUAGUGAUGUUCAGUACAAGAAACAGUACAUGAAGGAUAGAGGUCACCACGUUGGCUUCCGUAGUCUUCAUGAUGACCCAUUGCUGGUGCACUACAUGCAUGUGGCUAAGAUGCAAAGUGAAAGGAACUACACGAAGGAUUAUCACAAAGCCAAGCUAAAGUAUCACACCCCUGUAGAUAUGCUGAGUGUAGCACAUGCCAAGCAUUCAUCUAAUGUUCAGACAUACAUAGGAUACAGGCAGCCUCUUCAUCGCUAUACCAUGCUUCCUGAUGCAAUGAAUCUGGAGUUGGCUCGCUCCAUGAACCACAGCUCCAGUGAUUACCAGUAUAAACAGGAUUACGAGAACUAUGUCAAAGGAACCGGCUGGAUCCCCAUUGGUUCGCUGGACGUUGAGAAGGCUAAGACUGCUGGUGCAGCUCUCAAUGAGAAAAAGUACAGGCAGCACCCAGACACCAUCAAGUUCACCAGCGUUGUGGACUCCCCUGUUAUGGAACAGGCCAAAAUAAAUGCACUGCAGCUAAGCGAUAGACUCUACAAAGCCAGUGGUGAGAAAUUUAUGCACACCUAUCAUCUCCCUGCUGAUGCACCAGACUUCCUGCAAGCCAAAUAUAACGCUGUCAAUGUUAGCAAGACCUACUAUACGUACGCACACAAGCAGGAUCUCUUGAAAGGACAUCACGUGAAGCAAGACGCCAUUUCUAUUGUCGCUGCAAAAAGCUCUAGGGAUAUUGCCAGUGAUUACAAGUAUAAGCUUGCUCAUCAGAAGGCCAGGGGCAAACAUGUUGGCUUCCGUAGUCUUCAGGAUGAUCCCUUGCUGGUGCACUACAUGAAUGUGGCCAAGAUACAAAGUGAAAGGAACUACAAAAAAGAUUACCACAAGGCCAAGCUGAAGUACCACUCCCCUGUGGACAUGCUUAGCAUAGUACAAGCCAAGCAGGCAUCUAAAGUUCAAACAAAUACAGGCUACAAGAAGGUUCACCACAAUUAUUUGCUACUACCAGAUGCCAUGCACAUUGGACUAGCUCGCAAUAUGAUGGAGAUCCAAAGCGAUAACUUGUAUAAAUCAGAGUACAACAACAUCUACAAAGGAGCUGGUUGGGUCCCAAUAGGUUCGAUUGAUGUUGAGAAGGCCAAGACAGCCAGAGCAGCCCUCGAUGAGAAGUCAUACAGAACUCACCCCAGUACGCUGAAAUUCACCAGUCUGACAGACCAGAUGAACAUGGUCUUGGCCAUGAGCAACUCCAAACUACAAGAUAAAGCUGCCUAUAAAGCCUCUGGAGAGAAAUUCAUGCACACCUACAAUUUACCUGCUGAUGCACCAGAGUUCCUGCAGGCCAAAUAUAAUGCCCAGACAAUGAGUGAGUCCCACUACAAGGCUCGGUGGCUUGCAGACAUCGCCAAAGGCUAUGACAUGAAAGCUGAUGCUAUUCCUAUUGUUGCUGCUAAACUCGGCAGACACAUUGCCAGUAAUUAUCAGUACAAAAAAGCUUUUGAGAAGGCAAGAGGUCAGCACGUUGGCUUCCGUAGCCUUCAGGAUGACCCCCUGCUGGUGCACUACAUGAAUGUGGCCAAGAUACAGAGUGAUAGAAACUACAAAAAGGAUUACCACAAGGCCAAGCUGAAGUACCACACCCCUGUAGACAUGCUGAGUAUCAUACAGGCCAAGAAUGCCUCCAAGGCUCAAACAUAUGCAGGAUAUAAGCAGCCUUUGCAUCGCUACACACUGCUUCCUGAUGCCAUGAGUCUGGCGUUAGCUCGCUCCAUGAAUGUCAGCUCCAGCGAUGUUGAGUACAAGAGUGAAUACAACAACAUUAUGAAAGGAAUAGGAUGGGUGCCAAUUGGAUCCCUGGGAGUAGAGACAGCGAAGUUAGGAGGAAAGAUUCUGAGUGAACAUAAUUACCGCACUCACCCCUCCAAUUACACCUUCCACAAGCAUAUGGACUCUAUGGACCUCGCAUUGGCCACUGCUAACAACAAAAUCAUGGACAAGAAAUCCUACCAUGCAGCCUGGGAAAGUGAUAAGACCAAAACUCAUGUGAUGCCUGACAUUCCUGAAAUUGUAUUGGCCAAGGCAAAUGCAUUGAACAUGAGUCAGAAACUCUACAAAGCUGGUCUAGAGGAAAUGUAUAAAAAAGGCUAUGAUCUCAAACCAGAUGCUAUUUCCAUUGUGGCCGCCAAAACCGGCAGGAAUAUUGCUAGCGAUUACAAAUAUAAGCUGGCAUACGAGAAGGCAAGAGGUCACCACGUUGGCUUCCGUAGUCUUCAGGAUGACCCCUUACUGGUGCACUACAUGAAUGUGGCCAAGAUACAGAGUGAAAGAAACUACAAGAAGGAUUACCACAAGGCCAAGCUGAAGUACCACACCCCUGUUGAUAUGUUGAGUAUUGUGCAGGCCAAGAAUGCAUCUAAGGCUCAAACAUAUGCAGGAUAUAAGCAGCCUUUGCAUCGCUACACAAUGCUUCCUGAUGCCAUGAGUCUGGCAUUAGCCCGCUCUAUGAAUGUCAGCGCCAGCGAUGUUGAGUACAAGAGUGAAUACAACAGCAUUAUGAAAGGUAUUGGAUGGGUGCCAAUUGGGUCCCUGGGAGUAGAGACCGCAAAGAUUGGAGGAAAGAUUCUGAGUGAACAUAAUUACCGCACUCAUCCCUCCAAUUACACCUUCCACAAGCAUAUGGACUCUAUGGACCUCGCCUUGGCUGCUGCUAACAACAAAAUCAUGGACAAGCAAGCAUACACAGAGGCUUGGAACAAAGAUAAGACAAAAAUCCACAUCAUGCCUGACAGUCCUGAGAUUCUUCUUGCCAAAAUGAAUGCAGUCAACAUUAGUGAGAAAGCCUACAAAGCAGGAUUGGAAGCCCUAAAGAAGAAAGGCCAUGAUCUUAGAGCUGAUGCUGUAUCAGUGAUUGCAGCUAGAGCCUCCACAAACAUUGCCAGUGACUACAAGUACAAAAAGGAGUACAACAAAGAAAGAGGACAUCACGUUGGCUUCCGUAGUCUUCAGGAUGACCCCUUGCUGGUGCACUACAUGCAUGUGGCCAAGAUACAGAGUGAUCGACUCUACCAGAAGGAUUACCACAAGGCAAAGCUGAAGUACCACUCCCCUGUAGAUAUGUUGAGUAUUGUGCAGGCCAAGCAGACUACAGCUGCUCAAACCUAUGCUGGAUACAAGCAGCUCAUUAGACAUUGUAAAGUUCUUCCUGAUGCCAUGAACUUUCAGCUGACUCGCAACAUGCAGAUGAUCGCAAGUGAUAACAUCUACAAAUCUGAGUAUAACAGUUACAUGAAAGGAAUUGGAUGGAUUCCCAUUGGGUCUCUGGACGUGGAGAAAGCAAAGAAUGCUAGUCGGAUAGGCAGUGAGAAACUGUACCGUACACACCCCAGUAACUAUAAAUUCACUAAAGAAAUGUCUUCCAUGGAUUUGGUUCUAGCUGCGACCAACAAUGCAAUCAAUAAUAAGCAAAAAUAUUUGGAAGCCUGGGAAAAUGACAAAACCAAGGUUCACAUUAAGCCAGAUUCUAUGGAAGUGUCUCUUGCUCGUCAGAAUCAAGUUCAUUACAGUGAGAAACAGUACAGACUUGCCCACGAACUUUCCAAGAAGAAGGGUCAUGAUUUGCGUGGUGAUGCUAUUUCUAUCCUUGCUGCCAGGGCCUCCAGGGACAUUGCUAGUGAUUACAAAUACAAGACUGGUUAUCGUAAACAAGUUGGCCAUCAUAUUGGAGCCCUCAGCAUCCAGGAUGAUCCACUGCUCAUGCUGGCCUUGAACUCAGCUAAGAUUGCUAGCGAUGCUCUCUACAGGAAGGACUUUAACAAAUCCAAAACUAAGUACAAACUUCCAGUUGACAUGCUGGCAUUUGAACUGGCCAAGAAGAACCAGAUCCAGGUCAAUGAUGCCAACUACAGAACCUACCUGCACAACUGGACCUGCCUGCCAGACUCCAGUGAUGUUGUCCAUGCCAGACAUGUCUAUGAACUCCAGAGCGAUGCUGUAUACAAGGCUGAUCUGAAAUGGCUUCAAGGUCUUGGAUGGGUCCCAAUCGGUUCCCUUGAUGUUGAAAAAGCAAAGAAGGCAGGAGAAAUCAUGAGUGAGAAACGUUAUCGUCAGCACCCAAGCAACUACAAGUUUACCCUCACAACUGAAGACAUGCCGCUGGUUUUGGCCAAAGCCAAUAAUCAGAUCAUAAACAAGAGCAAAUACACUGAAGCUUGGAACAAAGAUAAGACACAGAUUCACAUCAUGCCUGAUGCAAUGGACGUGGUGCUUGCAAAGCAAAACAAGGUCAUCUAUAGUGAGAACCAAUAUAAACUUGCCCAUGAACUUUCCAAGAAGAAGGGUCAUGAUUUGCGUGGUGAUGCUAUUUCUAUCCUUGCUGCCAGGGCCUCCAGGGACAUUGCUAGUGAUUACAAAUACAAGACGGGUUAUCGUAAACAAGUUGGUCAUCAUAUUGGAGCCCUCAGCAUCCAGGAUGAUCCACUGCUCAUGCUAGCCUUGAACUCAGCUAAGAUUGCUAGCGAUGCUCUCUACAGGAAGGACUUUAACAAAUCCAAAACUAAGUACAAACUUCCAGUUGACAUGCUGUCAUUUGAACUGGCCAAGAAGAACCAGAUCCAGGUCAAUGAUACCAACUACAGAACCUACCUGCACAACUGGACCUGCCUGCCAGACUCCAAUGACGUUGUCCAUGCCAGACAUGUCUAUGAACUCCAGAGUGAUGCUGUUUACAAGGCUGAUCUGAAAUGGCUUCAAGGACUUGGGUGGGUACCCAUUGGUUCCCUUGAUGUUGAGAAGGCUAAAAAGGCUGGAGAAAUCAUGAGUGAAAGGAAAUAUCGUGAACACCCUAGCAAAUUUAAGUUCAAACUCACAACUGAAGAUAUGCCAAUGGCUUUGGCUAAAGCCAACAAUACUAUCAUGAAUAAGCAACAAUAUGUGGAAGCCUGGAACAAGGCCAAAACAACGAUUCAUGUCAUGCCAGAUGCUAUUGACAUUAUACAUGCUAAACAGAACAAGGCCAACUACAGCGAAAAAUUAUACAAGCUUGCUAAUGAAGAAGCUAAAAAGAAGGGAUAUGACCUGCGCAGUGAUGCCGUCUCCAUCAAAGCAGCCAAGGCCUCGAGGGAUAUAGCCAGUGAUUAUAAGUACAAGACUGGUUAUCGUCAGCAAGUCGGUCAUCACAUUGGAGCCCGCUGUAUCGAGGAUGAUCCACUGCUUGUGCUUGCCUUGAACUCAGCUAAGAUUGCUAGUGAUGCUCUCUAUAAGAAGGACUUUAACAAAUCCAAGACCAAGUACAACCUACCAGCAGACAUGUUGAAUCUUGAGCUGGCAAAAAAAUGCCAGAUCCAGGUCAAUGAUUUCAAUUACAGAACCCACUUGCACAACUGGACCUGCUUGCCAGACUCCAAUGAUGUUGUCCACGCCAGACACGUCUAUGACCUCAAGAGUGAUGCUGUGUACAAAGCUGAUUUAAAAUGGCUUCAAGGAAUUGGAUGGGUGCCCAUUGGCUCAAUUGAUGUUGAGAAAGCAAAGAAGGCUGGAGAAAUCUUGAGUGAAAGAAAGUACCGUCAACACCCAAGCAACUUCAAAUUUACCUGCACAACUGAAGACAUGCCAAUUGUUUUGGCCAAAGCCAAUGCAGGCAUCAUGAACAAGAGAAGUUACGUAGAAGCUUGGGAUAAAGCAAAGACCACAAUCCAUGUCAUGCCGGAUACAAUGGAAAUAAUGCUGGCCAAACAAAACAAAAUCAACUACAGUGAGAAAUUAUAUAAGCUUGCCAAUGAGGAGGCCAAAAAGAAAGGCUAUGACAUACGUGGUGAUGCCGUUUCUAUUAAAGCAGCUAAAGCAUCUCGGGAUAUUGCCAGUGAUUACAAGUACAAAGCUGGUUAUCGUAAGCAAGUUGGUCAUCACAUUGGAGCCCUCAGCGUCCAGGAUGAUCCACUGCUCAUGCUAGCCUUGAACUCAGCCAGGAUCGCUAGUGAUGUUCUCUACAAAAAGGACUUCAACAAAUCCAAAACUAAGUUCAACCUCCCUGUGGACAUGUUGGCAUUUGAAUUGGCUAAGAAGAACCAGAUCCAGGUCAAUGAUGCCAACUACAGAACCUACCUGCAUAACUGGACCUGCCUGCCAGACUCCAAUGAUGUUGUUCACGCCAGACACGUCUAUGAACUCCAGAGUGAUGCGGUGUAUAAGGCUGAUCUAAAAUGGCUUCAAGGAAUUGGAUGGGUCCCUAUUGGUUCAAUUGAUGUUGAGAAAGCGAAAAAGGCUGGAGAAAUCUUAAAUGAAAGGAAAUACCGUGAGCACCCAAGCAACUUCAAGUUCACCCUCACAACUGAAGACAUGCCACUGGCCUUAGCUAAAAGUAAUGCUACCAUUAACAACAAGAAACUUUACACUGAAGCCUGGGACAAUGCAAAGACCCAAAUCCAUGUUAUGCCUGACUGCAUGGAGGUUUUGUUGGCAAAGCAGAACAAUCUAAAUUACAGUGAGAAAAGAUACAAGCAAGCCAAUGAAGACUCCAAGAAAAAGGGCUAUGACUUACGUGCAGAUGCUGUUGCCAUCAAAGCAGCUAAGGCAUCCAGAGAUAUCAUCAGUGAUUACAAAUACAAGUCUGGUUAUCGUAAACAAGUUGGUCAUCAUAUUGGAGCCCGCUGUAUCCAGGAUGAUCCACUGGUCAUGCUUGCCUUGAACUCGGCUAAGAUUGCUAGUGACGCUCUCUAUAAGAAGGACUUUAACAAAUCCAAGACCAAGUACAACCUACCAGCGGACAUGCUGACCCUUGAGCUGGCUAAGAAAUGCCAAAUCCAAGUCAAUGAUUUCAAUUACAGAACCUACCUGCACAACUGGACCUGCUUGCCAGACUCCAAUGACGUUGUCCAGGCCAGGAAGAUUUAUGAUCUGCGUAGUGAUAUCGUGUACAAAGCAGACAUGGAGUUUAUGACAGGUCUAGGGUGGGUACCCAUAGGCUCACUUGAGGUCCUGAAGGCAAAGAAAGCAGCUGAAAUCCUCAGUGAGCGCUUGUACAGGCAGAAACCUGAAACGUUUAAAUUUACAACAGACAUGGAGUCCAUGCCCAUGGUGCUUGCCAAGACAAAUGCUCAAAUUAUGAAUCAGCGUGACUACCAUGCAGCGUGGGAGGUUGACAAGACCAAGAUCCACAUCCCUCCUGAUACUCCAGAAAUUGUGCUUUCAAACGCUAAUGCAAUUAACAGUAGUAGGAAACUAUACAGACAAGGUGUUGAAGAGAUCUUCAGGCAAGGCUAUGACCUUAAAUCCGACGCUGUUGCCAUUAAAGCUGCCAAAGCAUCCAGAGACAUUAUCAGUGAUUACAAGUACAAGGCUGGUUAUCGUAAGCAAGUCGGUCAUCACAUUGGAGCCCGCUGUAUCGAGGAUGACCCACUGCUUGUGCUGGCCGUGAACUCUGCCAAGAUUGCUAGUGAUGCUCUCUACAAGAAGGACUUUAAUAAAUCCAAAACUAAGUUCCACCUUCCUGUGGAUAUGUUGAAUCUUGAACUGGCUAAAAAAUGCCAGAUCCAGGUCAAUGAUUUCAAUUACAGAACUCACCUGCAUAACUGGACCUGCCUGCCAGACUCCAAUGAUGUUGUUCAGGCCAGAAAAGUCUAUGAUCUUCGAAGCGAUGCUGUGUAUAAGGCUGAUCUUGAAUGGAUCAGGGGUACAGGGUGGGUUCCCAUUGGCUCCCUUGACGUAUUAAAAGCCAAAAAAGCCGGUGAGAUUCUGAGCGACAGGAUGUACCGGCAACAUCCAAGCAACUACAAGUUUACAAGUAAAACAGAUGCAAUGCCUUUUGCUCUCGCCCAAGCCAAUGCCAAAGUCAUGGACAAGAAUGCAUAUGUUGAAGCCUGGAAUAAGGAUAAGAUCAAUAUCCAUGUCAUGCCCGACACCCCCGAAAUUAUCCUUGGACAACAGAACAGACUCAACACAAGCCACAAAUACUACCGUCAAGCCUAUGAGGAUAGCCUUAAGAAGGGCUACUUUCUGCCUAAGGAUGCCGUUGCAGUGACAGCUGCCAAGGCUUCAAGAGAUAUCAUAAGCGAUUACAAGUACAAGUCUGGCUACAGGAAGCAACAAGGACACCACAUUGGAGCUCUCAGCAUCCAUGACGAUCCCUUGAUAAUGCUGGCCUCUAACGCAGGCAAGAUCGCUAGUGAUAAUUUGUACAAGAAAGAUUUUAACAAAUCCAAGACCAAGUACAACCUACCAGCGGACAUGCUGUCUCUUGAACUGGCUAAGAAAUGCCAGAUACAAGUUAACGAUGUCAACUACAGAACCUACCUGCACAACUGGACCUGCUUACCAGACUCUAAUGAUGUUGUCCAGGCCAGAAAGGUCUAUGACCUGCGCAGUGAUGCUGUGUACCAAGCUGACCUUGAAUGGAUCCGUGGGUGUGGAUGGAUGCCACAUGGAUCUGUUGAUGUCGUAAAAGCCAAGAACGCUCAAACGAUUCUAAAUGAACGACUAUACCGCCAGCCUCCCAGCACCAUCAAGUUCACCAGUAUUGUGGACCUGCCUGCCAUAGUCCUUUCCAAACAAAAUGCUGAUAUUCUCAGUGAUAGGAAAUACAGAGAGGCAUGGGAUAUAGAUAAGACAUCCAUCCACAUCAUGCCAGACACGCCUGCCAUUGAGUUGUCCAGAGCUAAUGCUAUUGCUGUCAGCAAUAGAUUGUACAGCAAAGAAUGGGAUGCUACAAAGGCAAAGGCAUACCAAAUCAAAGAGGAUGCUGUCUCUGUUAUUAAGGCCAAAGCCUCUAGAGAUAUAGCCAGUGAUUACAAGUACAAGGCUGGUUAUCGUAAGCAAGUCGGUCAUCACAUUGGAGCCCGCUGUAUCCAGGAUGAUCCACUGCUUGUGCUGGCCGUGAACUCUGGCAAGAUUGCAAGUGAUGUUCUCUACAAGAAGGACUUUAAUAAAUCCAAAACAAAGUUCCACCUUCCUGUGGAUAUGUUGACUCUUGAGCUGGCUAAAAAAUGCCAGAUCCAGGUCAAUGAUUUCAAUUACAGAACCUACCUGCACAACUGGACCUGCUUGCCAGACUCCAAUGAUGUUGUCCAGGCCAGGAAGGUUUAUGAUCUGCGUAGUGAUGCUGUAUACAAGGCUGACCUAGAGUGGCUGAGGGGAUGUGGAUGGAUUCCCCAUGAGUCUGUUGAAGUCCUCAAAGUUAGGAAUGCCCAGAAGAUCCUAGCUGAUAGAGGAUACCGUGUUAAGUUGGAUGAGCAGAAAUAUUCAACACCCAUUGACCGAGUUGACUUUGUGUGUUCCAAAAACGCAGCUGAUGUCCUCAAUGAGGCCAAGUAUCGUGAGGCCUGGCAUGAAGACAAGACUAAAUACUCUCUGACAGAUACUCCACUUUUGGCUACAUCUAGGGAAGUGGCCAAGAUGCACCACCCGCACCUGUACACUAAAGACUGGAACCAGACCAAAGACACGUCAUACUACAUGCCUGGAGAUGCUGUUCCGAUUAAACAAAACAUCAGCAACACUAAAGUGCAGAGUAUGUACAAAUACAAAGAGGGCUACCGUAAGCAAGUUGGUCAUCAUAUUGGAGCCCUUAGCGUCCAGGAUGAUCCACUGCUCAUGCUGGCUUUGAAUUCAGCUAAGAUUGCUAGCGAUGCUCUCUACAAGAAGGACUUUAACAAAUCCAAGACGAAAUUCAACCUCCCAGUGGACAUGCUGGCAUUUGAACAUGCAAAGAAAUGCCAGAUCCAAGUCAAUGACGAAAACUACAGAACCCGUUUGCACCAAUGGACUUGCCUGCCUGAUCAAAACGAUGUCAUUCAGGCCCGUAAAGCGUAUGACCUGGCUAGUGACAAUGUCUACAAAUCAGAUUUAGAAUGGAUUCGUGGUUGUGGUUGGGUGGCUGCGGAUUGUGUAGAUCAUGUCAAAGUCAGAAAAGCCCAGGAGAUUCUGAACGAAAGACUUUACACAAAGGAUGCCAAGGACAAUUUUGCAAGAUUUACCCACAUUGUGGAUCGCCCUGAGGUUGUCCUAGCAAAGGUUAACGCUUUCAACCUUAGUGAUCUGAAGUACAAGGAAUCCUUUAACCUGGAGAAGGGCCACUAUAUUGGAUCUGCAGAUACACCACAGUUGGCUCACAGUAGAGAGGCUGCAAAGCUUCUCAGUGAGAAACUGUACAAAGAUGCCUGGGACGAAAGCAAAGCUACAGGCUACCAGCUAGACCAAGAAUACAUACCAGUAAAAUCAGCCAAGAAAUCCAGAGACAUUAUCAGUAAUGUCAAGUACAAUGAUGCUCAUGAAAAAGCCAAAGGCCAUUACAUGGCUUCAACACUGGUAGACUUCCCUGAGGUGGUCCGAUCUGGUCAAAUGGAGAAGAUGAAGAAUUUGCGAGACUACCACAAAGACUACAAUGAAACCAAAACUAAGCUCCACAUUCCUUCUGACAUGAUCAGCCAUGUGGUUGCUAAGAAAUGCCAGGAUAUCUUGAGUGAUGUGCUAUACCGUACAUAUCUGCACCAGUGGACAUGCCACCCUGAUCAGAAUGAUGCCAUCCAAGCCCGCAAAGCAAAUGAGAUCUUAAGUGACGUAUUUUACAAAGAAGACCUGAACUGGAUGAAAGGCAUUGGCUGUUAUGUAUGGGACACUCCUGAGAUCUUGCGUGCAAAGAAGUCAUAUGAUCUUCAGAGUGAUAUUCAAUACAAAGCAGAAGGCAAGAAGGAAUUCAACAACUACUCCAUUGUGACAGACACCCCUGCGUACGUAACUGCUAUCCUGGGCCACACCUGGGCCAGUGAGUUGAACUACAGAGAGGCAUAUCAUAAGGAGAAACACAUUUACACCACUAUUCUUGACACCUAUGACUAUCCAAGAUACGUCAACCUAAAGCAGAUCUACAGCACUAAAGCAUAUUCUGCAGCUUGGGACACAAUCAAGGCCAAGAGCUACAGUAUCCCUCACGACUCCCAUGCCUUAGCCCAUGCCAAACAGCAGAAGGUUGUCCUUAGCAAUAUUAAAUACAAAGAAGAGUAUGAGAAGUUUAAGAGUCUGUACAGCCUGCCCAAGUGUCUUGAGGAGGACCCAGCCACUUCAAGGUGCAUCAAAGCUGGAAAACUUGUACUGGAUCGCCUGUACAAAGGCGCCUAUGAGAAGACCAAGGCAAAGGUCCACGUACCUCCAGACAUGCUUGAGAUAGUAUCUGCACGCAACACUCAGAAAAUGAUCAGCGGGGUUGACUACCGUAAAUACCUGCACCAGUGGAUCUGCCUGCCUGACAUGCAGGUGUACGUGCAGGCUCGCAAGGUCAACGAGCAACUGAGCGAUAUCUUCUACAAAGAUGACCUCAACUGGUUAAAGGGUAUUGGCUGCUACGCUUGGGACACUCCAGAGAUUCUUCGCUGUAAGCACGCAAUGAACCUGCAGAGUGACAAUCUGUACAAAGCUAAGGGAAUCGAUCACUUGAAGAACUUCUCUGUGGUUAUGGACACUCCUGUCUAUGAGACAUGCAAACAGAGCGCUCUGAACUUGAGCAAUCUCAACUACCGCAGUGACUAUGUCACAAAUGUCUUGGGUACAAACACGGCUCCUGCUGUGACUGUUGAUACUGAAAGAGCUCGGCUAGCCAACUACAUCCAGAGCGAACACAUCUACAAAGAGGCCAAUAAGAGCUUUAUGCCUACUGGCUACACUCUGCCAUACGACACUCCACUCAACAAGCAGGCCAAAACCAACACCACUACCACCAGCAAUGUUAAGUACAGGGAAGCCUAUGACCUAAUGAAAGCCAAGGGCUACACCCUAGACCCUGAAGGUGUCAACUUUGUCAAUAUCAGAAAGAUGAACAAGGUCAUCAACGAGCGACUUUAUCGUGAGCAAUAUCACAGGGAAAAAGACAAGAUUCACUCCGAGUAUGACACUCCUGAGAUCAGACAGGUUAAAGCUACCCAGCACGCAGUCAGUGAUCUCUGCUAUAAGGAGAAGUACUACAAUAACAGAGGAAACUAUAUAUCCCUGCCUAUCACCCCUGAGCUGAUGCACUAUUUCCAUGUCAAUGAGAUCAACAGUGAUCUGAAAUAUAAAGAGGAUCUGCACUGGCUCAGAGGCCUUGGCUGCUUUGUGUUUGACUCUCCAGAAAUGGUCAGGAUCCGUAAAAUCACAGAUUUUAAGAAAUCAUAUGAAGUUGAUGCGAAGAAGAACUUAUCCAAUUUUAGUGUAGUCCUGGACACACCAGAGUACAAGCGAGUGACUGAGCUCAAGACCCACAUCAGUGAUCUGGUGUACCGAGCUCAUGGCCUUAAGGAGAAGUCAAAAUGUUCAAUCACUGUGGAUGGUUUGGAGAUUAAGAGAGCCAAGUGGGCCCAGACACUGACCAAUCAUUACCAAUACGUUGAUCUUGCAUCUAAAGAGAGAGCCUUCUACACCCCUGAAGCCCAUACUCCUUACUUGAAUCAUGCUCGGUCCAUGAAAGUGAUGUACAGUGAGAAAAAGUACAAGGAACAAUAUGAGAAGAUGAAGCACAGGUACACUCCCAUCAGAGACACACCAAUCCUGAUUCGUUGCAAGAAAGCCUACCUCAAUGCUAGUGAUCUGCGCUACAAAGAGACCUUUGAGCUGUCCAAGGGACGCUACCAUCCUCACAAGGAAGCCCGAGAUAUUGUUUGCGCCAAGAGAGUCAGAGAUGAUAUCAGCGAGGUCAAAUACAGGGAGAAGUACAUCAGUUCCUUGGGUACCUGGAAGUCCAUCCCAGACCGUCCUGAGUUUUUCCACAGCCGAAUUGUGGGGAACAACGUCAGUGAUGUCAAGUACAAAGAAGAUCUAGAAUGGAUCAAGGGCAUCGGCUGCUAUGUGUGGGACACACCUGAGUUGUUGCGGGCUGAACAUAACAAGAGUCUCUAUAGCGAAAGACUUUACAAAACAUCAUUUGAGAAGAACAGAUACAACUUCAAGUACACAUCUGACACACCAUUCUUUACGAUGACCAAGAAUGCUUCACUUCUGAUCAAUGAGGGAAAAUAUAAAAUCAAGGCUAAGGAAUUACUCAAGAGUGGCUGCAAUGAGCUGCUCCGCCCUGAUAUCCUCAAUGCCCUGUACAACUCUGGCAUGUGGAGUAAGUGGAGGUACAGAGAGCAAUAUGAACGUGCCAAGUCGAAGUUCACCUCAAUUCUGGAUACUCCUUAUUACAAAGUUGCCAAGCGCAGCAAGGAGAUCAGCGAUAUCAUCUAUCAAAUGGAGUACCACAAGACCAAAGCAAGAGGUUACACACUUGGACCUGACACUCCCCAUGGCCAUCACAUGAGGAAGGUCAAAGACCUCAAAAGCAACCUGAAAUACAAGGAAGUAUAUGAAAAAAACAAGGCACAUAUCAACAUUGCUCCUGAUGCUCAUGAAAUUCGUGCCGCCAAAGAGGCCUACGGUAACAUCACCAAUCUUUACUACAAGAAGAAGUAUGAGGCCACCAAGAGCAAGUGGAUCUGGACUGUGGACAGACCUGAUUUUCUCCACGCCGCUAAGAACAGCCUCCAGCAGAGUGACGCUGAGUACAAGUACGAUAGGGAAAUGCUGAAGGGCUGUGUAAUGUCUGUCACAGAUGACAAAUUGACAAUUCUGGCUAAGCAGAACACAGAUCUCUCUAGUCUUGUGAAAUACAAGGAGAAGUAUGAGAAAGCCAGAGGCCAUUACCAUGUUGUACCUGACACUCCUCAAAUGAUUCAUGCUAAAUCAGCGGGAAAACUUGUUUCUGAGACCAGAUACAAGGAGGCCAGCAAGAAAGACCGCGCGACUGGUGGCUUCACCACUCUUCCUGAAACCCUUGAUACUGCCCACAGCAAAAAAAUGACAAAUAUCACAAGUCGUAAUGUGUACAAGGAGAAGUUUGAAAAGGAGAAAGGCAAGUCCAAUUACAACAACAUGAUAGCCCCCCCUGACGUUCAGCAUGCUAUGGAUGUAGCCAAGAAACAGAGCAACAUCGCCUAUAAACAAGAGGCGAAAUCCAAGCUGAACUACACUUCGGUUGCUGACCGCCCAGACAUCAGGAAAGCUAGACAAGCUUCCAAACUUAUUAGUAAUGUGGGUUAUCGUGACAAAGCUCGAGAGGAGGCCAGUCGUGGUGGAACAUUGCUCGGCCGACCUGAUAUUGCUCUUGCCACUGAAGUGUCCAAACUGACCAGCCUGGUGAAAUACAAGGAGAAGUUCGACAAGGAGAAAGGAAAGAGACCACAGUAUGAUCUAAGGAACAGCAAGAUUUAUAAAACUAUGAAGGAUGCUAAUGACCUUGCAAGCGAGGUGAAGUACAAAGGAGACCUGAAGAAGCUUCAUAAACCUGUUACUGACAUGGCCGAGUCCCUGUCCAUGCAGCACAGCCUGAGCACUAGCAAGCUGGCCAGUGAAUACCGGUACAAGAAGAAGUUUGAGGAAAGUAAGGGUCACUACCUUUUGAUAACCGACACACCUGAGCAACUUCACCACAAAGAGGCCUCAGAGCUACAAAGUCACGUGAAGUAUAAGGAGAAAUAUGAAAAAGAAAGAGGCAAAGCCAUGCUGGACUUUGAGACCCCUACAUACGUGACUGCUAUGGAGGCUCAACAUCUUCAGAGUCAGAAAGAGUAUAAGAAGGACUUUGAGGAGACAAUGAAAGGCAAGAACCUCUCUGGGUUGGAGGUCACCCCUGCCAUGGUGCAUGUCAGACACGCAACGAAAAUUGCUAGUGAGAAAGAAUACAGGAGGGAUCUUGAGGAAGGGGUUAAGGGUAAAGGUCUUACAAUGCUGGAGGAAACUCCUGAGUUAAUGAGAGCAAAGAAUGCUACUCAUAUCCUGUGCGAGAGAGAGUACAAGAAAGGAUUGGAGGAAGAUAUCAAGGGAAAAGGAAUGUUGGCGUUGGCUAAUGACACCCCAGACUUCUUAAGGGCAAGGAAUGCCACUGACAUCCUCAGUCAGACCAAGUACAAGCAGAGUGCGGAGCACAACAGAUCCACAUACACCACUGUACUUGACACCCCUGACAUUAUACACGCUCAGCAAGUCAGGAAUCUUGUGAGCCAGAAAAAAUACAAGGAGGAGGCUGAGAGGACCAUGUCUCAUUAUGUGCCCAUCCUGGACACUCCUGAGAUGCAGAGAGUGCGUGAGAACCAGAAAAACUUCAGCACCCUUCAGUACCAGCUUGACCUUAAAAACAGUAAGGGCAAAGUUUCAGCAGUUAAGGACACCCCUGAAAUGCUUCGUGUUAGAGAAAAUACAAAGAAUUUCAGCUCGAUCAAAUACAAGGAAGAGCUGGGUCAAGGAACAGCCAUAACGGAAACUCCUGAGAUGGAGAGAGUCAAACGCAAUCAGGAGGCUAUAAGCACGAUUAAAUACAGGAAUUCACUAGGUCAAGGCAUAUCUAUAUCCGACCUUCCUGAAGUGAAACGUGUACGGGAAACUCAGAAGAACAUCAGCUCGAUCCAAUACAAGGAGGGUUUGGGAGGAGGAACAGCUAUAUCAGAAACCCCUGAGAUGGAGAGGGUUAAACGCAAUCAGCAAAAUAUUAGCACGAUAAAAUACAAGAAUUUGGUGGGUCAAGGCACAGCCAUUCCGGACCUGCCCGAGGUGAAGCGGGUCAGAGAGAAUCAGAAGCACAUCAGCUCGGUCUUAUAUAAGGACACAUCUGCAAAGGGAACACCUGUGGUUUUCACUCCAGAGAUGGAGCGGGUGAAAAGGAACCAAGCUCAAAUUAGCUCGGUCCUGUAUUCUGACAGCUUCCGUAAGCAGGUGCAAGGCAAAGCCGCCUUUGUGCUUGACACCCCUGAGUUGAGACGUGUCAAAGAUUCUCAGCGUAUCAUCUCUGGGGUCAGAUACCACGAGGACUUUGAGAAGAGUAAGGGCAGCUUCACUCCCACCAUCUCUGACCCCAUAACUGAGCGUGUGAAGAGGACCACCCAGGCUUUCAGUGACAUCAACUACCGUGGCAUCCAGAGACGUGUCGUGGAGAUGGAGAGGAGACGUGCAGAGGAACACGAUCAGGAGACCACCACUGACCUGCGCGUGUGGCGCACAAACCCUGGCUCCGUCUUUGACUAUGACCCUGCUGAGGACAACAUCCAGUCUAGAAGUCUUCACAUGAUGUCAGUUCAAGCCCAGCGCCGCAGUAAGGAGCACUCCCGCUCCACCAGUGCAAUGAGCGGGGUGGGCGAUGAGAAGUCCGAGUUGUCCGAGAACGUGGACCACCGUACAUCUUUCUACAGCAAUGGCUUUGGGGUUUCCUCUUUUGGCUACCAGCAGACCAAGACUACUGAGGUUCAACAGAGAUCCUCCUCUGUGGCCACACAGCAGACCACCGUUUCUUCUGUACCCUCACAUCCCUCAACCACUGGAAAAACCGUCCGUGCCCUGUACGACUAUGCUGCCACUGACAACGAUGAGGUGUCCUUCAGGGAUGGCGAUGUCAUCGUGAAUGUGCAGUCCAUUGAUGAAGGCUGGAUGUAUGGCACAGUGCAGCGUACUGGAAAGACUGGUAUGCUGCCAGCCAACUAUGUGGAUGCUAUUUAAAUACAACUGCUGCCAUCUCAGACUCCCUCUGUAGGGGAGUUUGAUAGCCACUGGGCUUAAGACACUUGUAUACACGUUACACUUUUGUUUGUCUUCUUUACUGUAUGAUUCAUUUGUGCCCAUGUCAUAAAAUCUAUUGUGGUUGUGGCAUGUGAAACUGACUAAACUAUGCAUACCUAUUUAAGUCACAGAUAAUAAUAUUUAUUUGUUCAAAGUCUAAAAGAGUUAACUAACUAAAGCCCAUUAUUUUUGUAUGUUGCAAAUCACACUACAUUCAAAAUCUUUGGAUAGCCUAGUAAGUUGCAGAAUUUAAUCUUUUGUACAACAGAUGGGCUCAUAAUUCACUUUAUACGUGACAAGGAAAACGUUCGAUCAAGCGAUCGUUUUUUAAGAACUGAACAGACAGAAGCACCAAGUUUGCCACAUGAAAAGCAAAAUGAAAAAUAUUAAACUUGCAAAUGAUAAGGAGACUCAAGCGAUUCCUCCCAAGUGAAACCAUAAAAAGUUAAAAACGAGCCUCCUCCCUCCCUUGCUGAAGGCUGGCCAUUAUUUUGCAUGUGUGUUUUGUUUCUUUGAUUCUGUAGGUUUGGAGUUAGAGGAAAAUGUUUACCUUGAAUCAGUAGCUAAUAAAGCACACCGCACUUCUGCAGUAAA
Messenger RNA from Paramisgurnus dabryanus, 19767 nucleotides. NCBI's taxonomy places the organism in Eukaryota, Metazoa, Chordata, Actinopteri, Cypriniformes, Cobitidae. The record is from RefSeq and is a predicted model, not a curated record.